AUGACCGGCAGCUCGACCUUGACGUUCGCCCAGCUCUUGGAAUCGGCGGGUCUCUUGCCUUAUCAGCCUCAGCUGCUGGAUGAGGGGUUUGAUGAUGUGGAUUCUCUGUGCAACAUGACGGAAGGCGACAUGGUCAAGUUUGGCAUUACUUCUGAGAAGCGAAUCAUCUUGGAGAGGCUCUUUGCUCAGGUGCGCUCCGCCAGAGCGGCGACUGCACCAGAGGUGCUAGAGUCCAGGCCGGCCAACGCCGAUGCGAUGGGCUUGGCUCUCGACAUAACAGCACCGCAGGAAACGCUGGCGGGGCAAUCCAUCGCCAGCCAAGUUGAGAUCCACGGCUCGCGAGAGCCAGCAGGCUCGCUGCUUGGCUCGGAAAUGCUGGUGCCCGCCUCGGCGUGGACAAGCCUCACGGCAGAUGUUGGCUUCGUCCAGCGUCUCCUGGCCUUGUACUUUUGCUGGGAAUAUCCCAUCUUCGCCUCCCUAAGCAGGGAGCACUUCGUCAAAGACUUUUCCGAAGGCCGAAGUCGGUACUGUUCUCCGAUUCUCGUCCAUGCCCUGCUCGCCCUCGGCUAUUGCUUCUCUAGCCGGCAAGUCAUGGCGAGCACAGUUCAAGAUGCUCAACCAUCAGGAGACCAGUUCUUCAAGGAAGCGCUGAGGCUACUUCUGGACGACCAGGACCAACACUUGUUGACGACGGUCCAAGCACUGGGUAUAAUGUCGGUCCGCGAAUCAAGCUGUGGCAGAGACUCGGAGAGUCGCCACUAUUCCGGGCAGAGCCUACGAUUGGCUGUUGAAAUGGGCUUGCACCGCACCUGCAAGGACGGGGAUGACGACGAAUCCAUCGUCCAAGCUGCUACUUUCUGGGGCGCCUUCGCACUGAAUAAUGCUUGGGCCCUCCUGUCGCGCUCUCUGCCCAGUUGUUCAUCAGGUAUUACUACGCGUUUACCAUUGAAGCCCCCAGCCUCACCCGACAUUGAAGCGAGCGUAUGGGUCUAUUUUACUGACGAAGGUGUUGCUCUCGACGGGCUGCGCGAGCAGACGUCGCAUGUUCGCUCAGUCUUCAAGUGUUUCUGCGAGCUCAGCGAACUGAUCCACGACGCCCUUUACGUCCUCUUCUCUCCUGUCAAGGCGCCGCCGAGGGGAGACGUGCUCAAGAUAUAUACCAAAUAUCUAAACUGGUAUGACUUGGUCCCCGACUUGCUCCGACUGGGUCACAACAGCACGCCACCGGUUCUUUUCACGCACAUCUACUACCAUUUCGCCAUCUUGCAGCUUUUCCAGCCCUUUGUAAACUACUGCAUUCCUGGAUCAAACACUUACCCUCGCGAAGUUUGUUUCCAGGCUACAAACGCAAUCUCGGCCAUACUGCGAUCCUACUCGCAGCUAUACACGUUCCGGCGUAUCCCAAGCUUUAUGCCACACAUAAUCCUCACAUCGUCCAUAAUGCACUUCUCCCUACACAACAGCCUAUCCCGUGGCCAAUCUUACCCUCAUUUACAGCCCUCAUCCUUUCUACUCUAUCAACUCACCAACCUCAUUAAUCAACACAUUAUCGACCUGGCUGACAUGGCUCCAUGCCACCACUCCGCCAAGCGGACACUAUACGUUACAGGCAUCUUGGCCAAGAAAGAUAACAGCUGGCAGUUCUUCUUGAACGAGCACCUCCCGACCAUUGAUCCGGGCAAUGUCGAGUGA
Molecule: messenger RNA, 1692 nt
Organism: Hirsutella rhossiliensis
Lineage: Eukaryota; Fungi; Ascomycota; Sordariomycetes; Hypocreales; Ophiocordycipitaceae
Product: fungal specific transcription factor domain-containing protein
Exons: 5
Coding region: 1-1692 (563 amino acids)
Biological process (GO): DNA-templated transcription
Molecular function (GO): DNA binding; zinc ion binding
Source: RefSeq, a predicted model, not a curated record